Messenger RNA from Dreissena polymorpha, 3351 nucleotides. RefSeq lists its product as uncharacterized. Lineage: Eukaryota; Metazoa; Mollusca; Bivalvia; Myida; Dreissenidae. Gene Ontology annotation, molecular function: DNA binding. The record is from RefSeq and is a predicted model, not a curated record. Gene Ontology annotation, cellular component: nucleus. The coding region runs from base 632 to 2059 and encodes 475 amino acids. The transcript has 3 exons.
GUUUACUUAACACCAUUUUCCUUCCUUUUGAUUUUUUGUUGUUAUUAUUUUAUAUUUGUAUUUCUUUCUCAGAAAUGCAGAAAUGAGAAUGUCUUAGCAUGUUGAUAUAUUAUUUGUAAAUGUAAGUGUUUAGACGAUGUGCUAUGUACAAGUCUUGAAUAAAGUGUCUGUUUCUGUCUGUCAACAAAAAGGUUAGACAUCGAUCACAUAUCAAAUACAUUUAUGUUUGCAGUUAAUCUUCAUCAUAUAAAACAACUCAAAAUGGGAAUAACUUGUUUGCACCUUUCAUGAAUAUGCAUAUCUGUAUUAUUUUUGUAAAAAAAAAAAGAAAUUGUAUUACUUCUUAUCUUAAAACUGACAAAAUGCUGAAUCAUUUACAUGUGUUCAUUAUUAGAAAAGUGUGCACAGACAGGUGAUUGGAGGCGGGCUACAGUGCAAAAGGAACCUCUCACCCAAACGUCACGUCAUUGGCGUCCACAGCCUGUUCGUAUUCUACAGUCCGAGGCGUGCGGGGACAGGCGAUUGGAGACAGGACCUCUUGCCCAGUCAUCACGUUCCUGUCGUCCACGUCGCUGCUGUUGAUUUCUGGUAGAAGUAGACUUCCUGAUCUUGUAUUCCACGGUCCCAGGAUAUGGGUCCAAAAAAGAGACCUUCACUUGUGAGCAGCCCUGCCCAAUCAGAGGCAAAGAAAAUUUCAAAGAAAUAUCUCGGAAACCGAAUGAGUCCUGGGAAAAAACAGCGAGUGAGAAGGGCUCUGUACAGUCUGACUGUAAGUAAAGAUGUGUCGUUGCGGAAAGCUGCGUUGGAUGAUGAUCUGUCUUAUUCAAUGUUAUACAGACGAUGGAAAGGAGAAGUUGACAUUUUCAAAUUAAAUGGACCUAGCUCAAUUUUUAAUGAAGCUGAAGAAGAGAAAAUGGCGAGAUGGCUAAGUGAGAUGGCACAGAGAGGGAUGGGCCUUCGAAUGGUUGAAUUUCUGGACUUUGUGGAAAGUGUUGUAAAAAAAGAGAAGCGAAAAACUCCCUUCAAAGAUGGAAGACCCGGCAAAACCUGGUAUUACGCAUUUAUGCGUAGAAAUGCCCACAUUAUUAGUUCACGCAUUGAGACACCGUUAGAACUAAAAAGAUCUAAACUAACGAAGGAAAAAACGGAUUUGUGGUACAACAGUUUUAGAGACUUUCUCAUAGAUAAGAACUUGAUUGAUAAACCAAGUAGAAUAUGGAACGCUGAUGAGACAGGAUUCAACAUGGGAAGCAACAAGUCAAAAGUAAUUGGACCUGCGAAAAGAGAUCUGUCUGUACCACACAUAACCAGUGGGAAACAGCGCUUGACUGUGAUGUUCUGUGGAAGUGCAACAGGUCAAAUGAUGCCACCCUUUUUGGUUUACCCAGAGCCAAAACCAAGAGGAUACAAUCCAUUAAAUGGAUCAAUAGAAGGGAGUGACAUUGCAUUCACAAAAAAGGGAUGGAUGGAUGUAGAUACCUUUUCAAAAUUCAUUGACCACUUUGAUAAGUUUGCGGGAACUGACCGUCCAGUGGUGUUAUUAAUGGACAGUGUAAGCAGCCAUGUGGAUCAUUCAGUUUUCAUGAAAGCAAUAGCCAGGGGCAUUGAGCUGUACCGUUUGGUUCCAAAUGCAACACACCUGAUGCAACCCCUGGAUAAGGGAGUAUUUGGACCAUUAAAGUCAAGAUGGCACAUGGUAUCCAGGAAGUACAUGAGAGAAAAUCCAGGAAAAUGUAUUGGCAAAGAGGUUUUCGCGCAGAAAUUGACAGAGGCCUACCUUCAGUUCUACAAACCUAUUACAGUAAUAAACUCAUUUAAAUCCUCUGGCAUAUAUCCAGUUGAUAGCUCUGUCAUCACAAGCGAAAUGCUGAAACCGGCAUUGACCUUCUCCGGUCCAGAAUCUGUGGCAGACCAACAUGCUGCCACUGAAGACAGUCAAGUUUCAGCAGAAGUGACAAAAGCAAAAGGAGCACUAGAAGUCUUUGAAGAAACACUUUCUACACCGUCUCGUGACCGUUACAGGAAAAGAAUACAAGAAGGUUAUAAUACUGUAGGGUAGUCUCCAUGCUUUGAUGUUUACCAAAAGAUUUAUCACAAAGCAAACCCAACAUUGGAAACAUCAACAUCUACCUUAGAAGAACAGAGUUCCCACUUAACUGGAUUGGAUAUAUUGGCACAUGCAGUUGUAACUGUGACUACUGCUAGUGUAGCAACAAGUCAACCAUCACAAAUCAACGAAGAAAAAUGGACAGAAAAUUCAACUGUUGAUAUGGUUAUAUCACCAGUUUUGACCGAGUCCCUGAGUUUUCCAAAGGAUACUGAGGCUGCAAAGCCAAUGAAACAGACAAUGUUAAACAGUUUACCAGACAAUCUUACAUCACCUGAAUGUAUUAGAAAAAUGUCCUUAAAACAGCUUGAAAAAGUCAGAAGCUUCGCCCAAAAAGUACAAAGAGCUAAACUUUCUUUUUUCAAGAAAAAGAAUACAAGCACAAAACCAGAAAAAAAGAGGAAACAACCAGAGCCAAAUUCAGAAAUAGGGAAAAGGCCUAUAAUCAAAAAGCUAAACACUUCACACCAAAAGGACAAAGUGCCUAUGGACAAAAAUGACAAUGACAGUCCCAACGCAUUUUGUAAAGCAUGCCAUAUGACUUGGGAAGAAGACCAAGAACUGGGUCUGGAACGUGUGUGGGUUCAGUGCGACAAGUGUGAUGGCUGGGUUCAUUCUGAGUGUUUAUCAUACUCAUUGGAAGAAGACGAGCCUUUCUUUUGUCCUGAUUGCCUGUAGAUAGAAAUUUAUUUAAUCAGGUCUGAAUAUUAUGGUUGAUGAAUAUUUGUAUUGUACAUGCCACAUGAAAGUCGUUCAUUAGAUGACAUUUUAAGCCAUCUCAAUAACUUUUAAAACUUACUUGGUGUCUUUCGUAAGAAUGCUCCCACAGGGGGGAUCAAACACGUGUCAUAAGCACAUAGUAACAAAAAUAAAUUACUUGUAACUAUUACAUGCAUUGUUUAUGCCCCCAAAGGUGGGCAUAUAGUGAUCGCAUUUCCGUCUGUCUUUCUGUCAGUCUGUCUGUCCGUCACACUUGCGUUUAGUUUUCGAAAAAAGCUCAUAACUGUUAUGUAUCUUCAGAUGUAACCUUGAUAUUCGGUAUGCAUGUGUAUAUGGACAAUGCUUUUCCAUACGCACACAUUUUGACCCCUUUGACCUUGAACUUAAGGUUCGCGUUUAGGUUUCAAAAUCUGCAUUUAGGUUUAGAAAAAGCGUUUUUCUGGGCAUAUGUCUAACUAUGGAGACAGCUCUUGUUCAUUUGUAUGUAUGUUAUCUUCAUUUAAUCAGUAGUUAGAAUUCUUUCA